Gekko japonicus is the source of this 1772-nucleotide messenger RNA. RefSeq names its product P2Y purinoceptor 8-like. Gene Ontology annotation, cellular component: membrane. Bases 118 to 1215 code for a protein of 365 amino acids. NCBI's taxonomy places the organism in Eukaryota, Metazoa, Chordata, Lepidosauria, Squamata, Gekkonidae. Gene Ontology annotation, molecular function: G protein-coupled receptor activity. The record is from RefSeq and is a predicted model, not a curated record. Gene Ontology annotation, biological process: phospholipase C-activating G protein-coupled receptor signaling pathway; positive regulation of Rho protein signal transduction. The transcript has 2 exons.
CAGACAGACUCUGGAAGGAAAUAAUGAAUUUAUUUGAGGAAGAAAACUUCAAGUCAUCAGAUGUGGGUGAAUAAGCAGAACUAAAGUGCCACCAGUUUCAAGCUUCUUUUCUGAAGAAUGAUGUCUCACUCUCAAGACCUCACACUUUCCUGGUCCUCAAGAAGAUAUGCAGAGCUGUCUGCCAUAACUCCUAAAGGAAAUGUGACCAACACCACAAUUGAGAUGCUUCAGAGCAGUAUGCUUCAAAUCACUUUGCCCAUUCUCUUCUCCAUUAUUUUCAGCAUCAGUGUCCCUCUCAACUGUGUUUCCUUAUGGUUCCUUUGGUGGUAUUCAAGGCCUUGGACUCCCAUCAUCAUGUUCUCCAUUAACCUGACCAUCGCAGACUUACUUUACAGCAUGCUCCUCCCCUUUCAAAUAAUCUACCACCUGAAGAAAAACAAUUGGCUCUUUGGGGAUGCCCUGUGCCGUGUUAUCACUGUUCUGUUCUAUGGAAACAUGCACUGUUCCAUGUUAACCAUGAUGAGUAUCAGCAUUGAACGCUAUCUGGGGAUCGUCCAUCCUCUGCAUUACAAAGCCAUGAGGCCAAUCAGAACUUCUAUCUUGACCUGCAUUGUCAUCUGGGCACUCGUUUUAUUGCCACUCAUCCCUCUCAUGAAGCAUAACCUGACCAUUCAUGUUCAACAGUUGUCAAUAAUCACUUGCUUUGAUGUUUUGCCUCAAAACAUGUUUUCAGGGAAGAAGCAUUUCAUUGCUUACUUUGGCUCCAAGACGUUUUUCUUCUUUUUCCUCCCUUUAAUUGUCAUGGGAUUCUGCUACAUCUCAAUCAUCCGAACUCUUCUUCAUUCCUCUUCUACACAACUCAGAGAAAGCAAGAGGCAUACUGUCCAUUUGAUAAUUGUGUUGUUGGUUGUGCUCUCCAUUUGUUACCUGCCCCAUAUUGUCAUAUCAGCAGUCCAUUAUGCCUAUAGUUUUCAUAACAAGUCAAUUUAUGUGGAAUAUAAACUUUCACUUGUAAUGAACAGCUUCAACUGCUGUUUUGACCCACUGGUUUAUUACUUUGGCUCCAAGGAAUUUCGCCGAAAGAUACAAGAGAAGCUCUGCAGAUGCGUGGUUGGUAGUUUCAGCGAAAAUACCCCAAUCUUUUCAGAACAUGACAUGCAAAUAACACCAAUAGGAAAUGUGCCAAAGAAGCAGUGCUGGAAUAUAAUAAACUAGUCAUUGCAAUCGAAUUGUCAUCAACAAAGUUUAGAAGCCAUCAUUCACAGCAGGACUUCAAGUCUAGGCUGCACUGGAAACCCAACUAAGCAACAUUGUCAUUUGGUGCUUCCAGAAGUGAACCACGAAUGUCUGCCACAUUUUCAAGUGUAUAUAUUAAAGGUGCCGUACAAAGAUCAACCAGUCUGGUAUUGAUAAGUUACACUUUUUUGAUGCAGCUGUUUUGGGAGUUUGUGGUACAUGAUAAAACUGUGUGAUGGUAGCAAUAUUUAUCAAACCACCUUUGACUUGUCUAGACCUAAUAGAUCAAAUAUUAAAGAUGGUUUGGUUGACUGAAGGCAUUCAUCUUUUGAGACAGCCUACCUAGGAUAUCAUGAACAAUUCUAACCACUGAACCACCAAACAGUGAGGACUAAGAUAGGAACCAUUGUAAUGAUCUAAAAUCACUGUAAUGCUGUUCUUCUUUUACACUGGUCUUGCAAAGCUAUGUAUAGAAAGGCUCUUCUAGACUGUAUGAAGCAUAUUCAGUACCAAGCAUGCUAUUUCUUGUAAGGACA